GCGGAUUACAACUUCAGAGCUGACGGUUGCCAAGUUGUGCUAUUUUUUAGACGCUGACAGAGGACUUUUAAGAUGUGGAAAUUGUCGAUGUUUCUAUUAUUAGUACUUCAAGCUAGUGUACACUGUAGAGGCUAUAAAUGUGAUGGUACGGAAGCCACUAAAUGUCAAACCGGACUCUUGGAGAAAAUUGGAAAAGAUAGCAGAGGUUUUCCUAAAGCUGUCCUUAAUGAACAUUGCAGGAGCUUACGCCAAAACAUGGCAUGUUUGAUUAAAGAACUUACAAACUGCAUAAACAACGAGAUAAAAGAGGAAACUCGAAAUAUCUUGAAGAAGGCAAGAAAAUAUGUUGAAAAAGAAUGUCAUCAAAGUGAAGAAUGGGCAACGAACCAAUGCUUCCAGAAAGCACAGUUGACAAGUUGUCUAGAUGAUCCAAACCUAUUCAACAGAACAACAUUGUCGAGAGACACCUGUGGGAAAUAUGUGAACUACAGAAACUGCGUUUCGCUGAAGUUACAGGAUUGUCUUGCUGAAGCUCAACAAUUGGUAGAUGUUUUUCUUUUUGAAAUUGUUGGAGAACUGAUUUGGGAAUGUCCAAGACUUGUCCAGAUAAGACAUAAAAAAGACACUAGCCAGUUGAUGGGAGAUGCUCCCUCAACUGAAGAUUUGAUAUGCUUAGCUAAAGUUAGCAAAGACGUAACUAAGUGCUCUGAAGAAUCCUAUGACUCGAUUAAAUCGUCAGAGAAAGAAACGUCCAAUAAUGAAAAACAACGUAUGAUUUGUUGCACAAUGAAAAGGUUGGAAGACUGUGUUGAUGACAUCUUGGAGAAAGAAUGCAAGAAUCCAGACGCUAACCUAUUGAAGAAAGCACUGGGAAAAUCGGCAAAAAGCAUGGAAGCGGCUUGUAAGGACUUCGACAUGGACACUUGCGGUGUAGCCUCGGUUUCACCGCAGAUUGUCUUAAUGGCAGUAUUGUUACUCAGUUGCAUAUUUUUUCUGAAAACUCCCCAUGUAGCCUGAGAUUUUCAAAGAACGUCUGCAUUUAAUGAAUGUUAACACAUAUUCAUAAAGUAUUUACAUUUCAAACCCAAAACCAAUUAAAAACAAAACUAUUAAAGAUGACAACGGUCUAACAGAUUAAAUUAAAUUAUUAGGCAAAGUGUGAAAUAAGUUACGUUAUUUUUGUUAAAUAAUAGUAUGCAGAAAUAAUUCAUUUUUACUGAAAAUCAAAUUUUCAUCGUCUAUGGCAUUUAUAGGCUACUCUUUUAGUCUAGACUUAAUGAACUGAUAAAUAAAGACUACAUUUCAUAUUUUUCUGUGUUGUAGUCAUAUAGUAUCUGUUAUUAUAGUCGUUCUUUCCAUACGUGUUUUUGUGAUUAAAUCAAAUAUGUAAUUUGUCUCCUAUACCAAAUAUUUCAGUAUAAUAAAUACGUUUCAAUAUCUGAACCAAACAAUG
Molecule: messenger RNA, 1453 nt
Organism: Limulus polyphemus (Atlantic horseshoe crab)
Lineage: Eukaryota; Metazoa; Arthropoda; Merostomata; Xiphosura; Limulidae
Exons: 7
Coding region: 73-1017 (314 amino acids)
Source: RefSeq, a predicted model, not a curated record